GAGUGAAGGUCUGAAGAAAUCACAGAUGAUGGCUUCUGAUGCUAGUCAUAUGCUGGAAGCAGCCUUGGAGCAGAUGGAUGACAUCAUUGCAGGUACAAAGUCUGCUACAGAGUAUGCUAAUGGUGGUUAUGAUAUUGUAUCACCUGCUCCUUCAGUAUACUUGGGCACAUUUCAAAUUUUGCAUCUCCUGGAAGAUCUAAAGAUGGCAUUGGAAAUGAUAGAAGAUCCUCAAGAGAAAGAAGCAUUGCGAAGUCAAAUUCCAGGGGCCACAGCAGUGUGUUUGCGGGAAUGGUUUGAAGAGAAUCUGUCACAGGUGAAUCAUCAUGCGUCUAAUAAUGAAACUUAUCAAGAAAGAUUGGCACGAUUAGAAGGUGAUAAAGAGUCUCUCAUUCUGCAGGUGAGUGUUCUUACAGACCAGGUGGAAGCUCAAGGAGAGAAAAUCCGGGACUUAGAAAUCUGUCUUGAGGGACAUCAGUUGAAACUGAAUGCUACAGAAGAAAUGCUUCAACAGGAGUUGCUAAGUCGAACAUCCCUAGAGACUCAGAAAUUAGAUCUAAUGGCUGAAGUUUCAGACCUGAAGAUAAAGCUGGUUGGUAUGGAGAAGGAACACAGUGAAUAUGAAGAGAAACAGAACAAAGCUGAGGGUUUGCUGCAGGAACUUAAACACCUCAAAAUUAAAGUGGAAGAACUGGAAAAUGAAAGAAAUCAAUACGAGUGGAAAUUAAAAGCUACUAAAGCUGAGAUAGCCCAGCUUCAAGAGCAAUUAGCACUCAAAGAUGCAGAAAUAGAACGCUUACAGAGUCAGCUAUCUAGGACCUCAUCCCACACUGAAGUGGCAGAAAGAGAGGAAGUUUAUAGGAGAAGGCUAAAAGAAAAACAUCAAGAAGUUCAGCGGCUGAAGAUAGGAAUGGAAUCGUUACUGGCUGCAAAUGAAGAAAAGGACCGUCGAAUAGAGGAGUUGACGCUACUGCUUAGCCAGUACAGGAGGGUCAAAGAGAUCAUGACUGCAGCUCAUGGCUCUUCUAUCUCUGGUGGCAGUGAAGAGGAACUUGAGACAACUGUGAGGAAGUGGAAUUUUUUGAAUAAUCCUCAAGGAGAAGUAUUUAAGACAGAGGCCUCUUCAGGAGAACUGUCACCAGCUGCACUCUCUCCAGUGCCACACAAAGCUACAGAAAUCAGUGGAGGAAUUCCAGCAUCCUCAACUAACGUAACCUCUGCACGAGCAGAUUCUUCAGAAGUCGUAAACAGGAUUCCACAGAAAAAGAAGUCAAACAGUUUAGAAGACUUGCAAAGUGAAUCCCUGGAAAAGUGUGCAGACGGGAAGCCAGUGCAGCCUGUUGUAGAACAAGAGAGCAAGCCACUUGUGAAAGGUGGCAGGUAUCAAACUUUGCCUGGAAAGCUAUCUCGACCCUUACAGAAUGGAGAGCAGGGAAGCCAUAAUUCAACAGAUGGGUGCUGCACGAAGGACAGUGAGGACAACAGCAUCCUGAGCCUAAAUCGCAUCAGGAGUGUCAGUGCACCAGUGCUAGGAGAAACAGAGAACAUGGAUGGUACAGCAGUCUCUGAUGACCUUUCACCUCUUUCUCUGGGAACGGAUUCAGGUCCACAGUCUCCACUGUCUCCAGAAAACAGAAAGAGCCCAAAAGGGAUCAAGAAAAUCUGGGGAAGAAUAAGAAGAACACAGUCAGGUAACUUCCCUGCAGAUGAUCUGGGCUUGGCAGAGUUUCGAAGAGGUGGUCUCCGAGCAACAGCUGGACCUCGGUUAUCCAGAUCAAAGGAAACUAAAGGCCAGAAAAGUGACUACAAUGCUCCCUUUGCUCAGUGGAGCACUGAAAGAGUCUGUAAUUGGCUUGAGGACUUUGGUCUCGGGCAGUACGUCAUAUUUGCACGGCAGUGGGUGACUUCGGGCCACACGCUGUUAACUGCCACCCCUCAGGACAUGGAGAAGGAAAUGGGAAUAAAGCAUCCACUGCACAGGAAGAAAUUAGUUUUGGCCAUUAAAUCAAUAAACACAAAACAAGAUGAGAAGUCUGCACAACUUGAUCAUAUCUGGGUGACACGGUGGCUUGAUGACAUUGGUUUGCCUCAGUACAAAGACCAGUUUCAUGAAUCCAGAGUUGAUGGAAGAAUGCUACAGUACCUAACUGUGAAUGACCUGCUCUUCCUGAAAGUCACCAGCCAGCUGCAUCAUCUCAGUAUUAAAUGUGCCAUUCAUGUGCUGCAUGUCAACGGUUUUAACCCCCACUGCCUACGCAGGAGACCAGUUGAGGAGAAUAGUGUGUCACCUUCUGAAGUAGUUCAGUGGUCCAACCACAGAGUGAUGGAAUGGCUCAGGUCAGUUGAUCUGGCAGAGUAUGCACCAAACCUUCGAGGAAGCGGAGUACACGGAGGCCUGAUUAUUCUUGAACCUCGCUUCAAUGGAGACACCUUGGCAAUGCUGCUGAAUAUUCCACCCCAGAAGACCCUGCUGCGACGCCACCUAACAACCAAUUUUAACGUGUUGAUAGGACCAGAGGCACAAAAAGAAAGAAGAGAAAUAACAGAGUCAUCAGCAUACACACCUCUGACCACCACUGCCAAAGUUCGGCCAAAGAAACUUGGGUUUUCACAUUUUGGAAACUUAAGAAAAAAGAAAUUUGAUGAAUCCACAGACUACAUCUGUCCUAUGGAUACAAACCCAGCUGCUGCAAAUGGUACUCAGAAACGCUAUAGCGGCUACAAAGGACUCGGUCCAUUCACUGACCGGGAACUGGAUCAGAUGGAACAUUCAGAAGGAACAGUAAUGCAAAUAGGGGCUCUUUCUGAAGGCAUAAGCCAUCUGACGACCAUGUUGAGCCAAGAUGAAAUGCUGAAUGACAGCAGGUUUUUAACACCUACCUUUGAAGACUGGAGAUGAUGUUUCAGCGUGACCAAGAACACUAAUAAUACCUCAUGCCUGUCCAGAGAGGUGGCCAGAAGCUUGAUGUGGUACAGAAAAGCUUUACCUCUUUUCUGCUAGUGAGAUGUAGCACAUAGCAUUUAACACUGUCCAAGUAGCAACGUGCUACAGGUAACUCCUUCACACUCCUGUCCAUAUUAUGUAAUGUGAAACAUGCCGAGGGAGGUAUGAUACCUAUAUCCAGAGUCAGAAAGCCAACUCUGGCUCCAUGGUUUACCCUUUCAUUCAGCUGUCUUGUCCAUGGUAUGUUUAUGUGCUGUCAUCUCGAAGAUCUAAGCUUUUAUUUUUAUAAUUAACUUGUAAUGCAGGAAUCAACACUGUUGUACCACAGGGACUGUUCUGAGCCACCUAGAAAUUCAGAUGGGCACUCUGAGUACAGCAGGACUGGCUCACUGAAUCCUACUGCUGUCUUGCCAGAGACUAUUUCCCACAGAAGGAUUUUAAUCUCUCAUCCCUUUUGUUAGCAUUUGUCCUGCCCUUUUUGUCUGAGCAAGUGCAGUGUGAGUGGGAAGAAUGGAACAUAAAACUAUCCACCAAGCCCUUGCUUUUAUCAUCAGGAGGAUGACAAGAUGCCGUGUUCACAAAUCCUCACCUAACAGAGACUGAACAAAUACAGUAGGAAAUGAAACUUUGAGACUACCAGAAAAACUGAUGGGCUCAAAAGCUGGUGCUUCAUUUGAAGUGAGUAGGCUUUCACUGUGUGAUUUUCUUUUACUUAUGCACUAAGAUGUUCACUAUCACUUGGAGAAUGGUGUUUGCUGCGUUCCAUAUAGGGGUAAGUGUAACAAUUUCCAGUGUGAUCCAUUCCUCACUUUUAAAUGACAGUUCUUUACUGGAACUCUUGACCAGGCUCUUUUCUGCACUUGCCAUCUUGUCUGAAAAGGCUAAUGCUGCCACAUGUGCAGCCAUCAACCUGCUCAUGAGCCUUCUGAUCAGUCAAAAGGGGUCAAACAGUUUGCUAGGCCCCAUACCUAGUUUGUCUGCAACAUUGUACUGGUGCUCAGGAAGAUAGGGAUAAUUUCUUUUCAUAGUUACACCUAGUUAAUUAAUUGAGCAUGGCUGCAAAAAGCCCUGAGGACUGGAGAUUUCAGCAGGGACACUUCAACAUUUGCAUGAGAACUGGCGAAGUUGUAAAUACUGCUGUUAGCUUUCAGUUCUCUUCUUGUUCCAGCUACAGAUAGCUUUUCAUACAAUACUAGGCAAUAGGAAACAAGCAUUACUGCUUUGUGAUGUGUAAAACAUGACUAAAGAGCCUUAGGCAAGUGGCAUAAUAAAAUAUUUGUUUAAAAUACCUGACAAAAUACAUUUCUUUACAUAUUAACAUAGCCUAAGGCUAAGUCAUUCCCAGUCCAGAAAAGGGCAAGCUCCAGCACGGUCCCCAGUAUGCAGCAAAGGUUCUUUGCAAGCUGUCAGUGACACUUUUCAAAUAGGAGCUAUUCUAGUCCUUACUCCCUGAGCCUCUCAUGACAGACCCUGCACUGUAUAGUCAGAUUUUAGAAGCUAUACAAGGCUGGUUUUGUCCAAAAUGGUAAAACCAGGGCAACUUUUUUUCAGUUAUUUAACUAUAACAUUAUAAUGGAAAAAUCCAGAGGAAGGAGAAGUCCAUCACCAGACCAAAAAUGCUUAAUAAAAGGUUUUAAAUGCCAAGUACAUCACCAGUCUGGCAAUCAGAUCAUGGGCAUCUGAAGUGCUUUACAAGGUUAGUCAGACAGCAGUUAUUACAGCUCUACAGAGGAGAUGAGCUGCCCCAGCAGAGGCAGCCUUACUGUUACUGGUAUAGUCUAAGCACAUUUUCAGAUCCUUCUUGAUUGUCCUUAAUGUCCCUUCCAACCCAAACCAUUCUGUGAAUCUAUGCAUUUAUAACUCAGUUUGGUGUAGCAUAUAUACAUACAUUAAAGAAAAUGAGUGUGUAUAUAUAGUGAGAAAUCCUGAUCAGUGUAACACUGGCAUAAAUGGUUAUUUUUUAACUGUUGCUAAUAAACUCCAACUGUUUCUCCAUCU
This is a messenger RNA of Pogoniulus pusillus (Red-fronted tinkerbird), 4939 nucleotides long. RefSeq names its product PPFIA binding protein 2 (gene PPFIBP2). Gene Ontology annotation, molecular function: protein binding. The coding region runs from base 26 to 2896 and encodes 956 amino acids. The record is from RefSeq and is a predicted model, not a curated record. Gene Ontology annotation, cellular component: presynaptic active zone. Gene Ontology annotation, biological process: neuromuscular junction development. NCBI's taxonomy places the organism in Eukaryota, Metazoa, Chordata, Aves, Piciformes, Lybiidae. The transcript has 28 exons.